CUUGGGCGCAUGCGCAGUACCAGCAAAACGGUGCAGAGCGUGGUCGGAGUGAGUGGUUCCCCGCUGCAGAGAAACCGCACCAAAGGCACCAGGACCAUGAGAAAGGACUACAACCGCGAAUCGCGCCAGUUUUCCUCAGAAGAAAACGCGGUCAUGAAUGGGAAAAAUCCUCAAAUCCCACCGAAGAAAGGAACAUGCCCACGUUGAGAGCACUUCCCAAGGAACGCGUCAGCGCUGCAUUGUGCGAAGGAGCUGGUCUCCGCUGAUGAAUGGAUGAAAAACCCUGGAGAACAACAACCGCCGUUAGGACACAGUUUUGUCUCUCCUCUCUUCGUUUGGCAGCCGCUCGUUGCUUUCCCAGCCGAAUUCCACUAUAACGGGGAUGCUUUGGCGCUGCUCUGCUGCCAAGGGUUGAGGAAAACGACUGCGUGGAAUUAUGUGCGAAGUUCAGGACGUGAAGAAUGUGAAGAAGGUCUUCGUGGCACCGACCAUCAAGUCUUUCGAGCACUAUGACUUUUCCAGGGCUAAAAUCUGUUGCAGUCUGUCAUGGCUGCUGUCCAAAGCAUAUGGAGCAGACAGCAUCCCAGCAGACAUAAAAGAGCCCUUCUACACGGACCAAUAUGAGCAGGAGCACCUCAAACCUCCUGUGGCCAGUCUUCUGCUGUCUGCUGAGCUUUACUGCCGGGCCGCCACUCUGAUCCUGAAGAGUGAUGAUGGUGGUGAACCUCUCGUGGGCCAUGAUGCAGUCAUCCAGGUUCUGGCCCAGCGAGGGCUCUAUGUCACUGACCAUGACAGACUUGUCACCGAGAGGGACCUUCGAAAGAGGCCUCUGCAAAUGAGUGCUCAUCUGGCUUUGAUCGACUCUCUGCUGAUGGCGUACACAGUCGACACUAUGGGUCUGGAAAAGGUGAUGGCCAGCCUUCAUCAGUAUUCAUCCUGCAACUCUGAGGAGGAAAUGCCAUACGAUACGGAGGAUACGGCCACCACCUGGGUGAACAAGAUAAGCGAGCAUCUGAAAGACAUUGUUGCUGAGGAGGAAAAGAAAAAAAAGGAGACACAGAGUGCAGACACUGCAGAAAGUCCUCGGGCUCGCUACAGGAAGGAGCUGAGCAGCACCCAGGCGAUUCCCUGGAUCCCUCCAGUGGACAACCUGCUGAAGGACAGCGCAGAUGGCUCAGCACUUUGUGCUCUGCUGCACUUCUACUCCCCCCAGCUGCUGCCUCUCGAUGAUGUGUGUCUGAAGGAGAACAUGACGCUUGCGGAUCGUCUGUACAACAUGCAGCUCAUUCAGGACUUCUGCAGGGACAAUCUGGACGGCUGCUGCCAUUUCAGUCUGGAGGACAUGCUCUAUGCCUCGUCCACCCUCAAGAAUAACUAUCUGGCAUUCAUGGCUGAGCUGUUUUGGUGGUUUGAGGAGGUUAAGCCCUCUUUUGUGAAGCCAAGAAGUUUGGACCAUGAAGCCACAGAGCCCUCAUCCAUAUUGAAGAAUAUCCCAGCCAUCCCAAUUUCUAAAGCAACUAAAAGGAGCUUCAUGGAAAGACCCCCCAGUCCUGAAAGACCAAGUUUGCCGCUGAGACCUCAACCUCGAAAUUCAGGUGAAAUGAAGAAGUCAACGUCAAUGUCUUUUGUUGAGAGUAACAUUGGUACAUGGCCAAAAGAGAAAAGGCCCGGGCCGUAUGGAGUAUCCUUCGACAUCCCUUUCGACAAAGAUGAAAGCGCUCCUGCACCUCAUUCCGCCACACGUGGUAUGGUCAGGUCUGUCAGCACUGAUGACGGUUCUGGUUUCAAGGUGCACCAACUACCUUCUGGGAUGAAGCGGAACCUGUCCUUCCAGCCAGUGAAUGGCCAAGGUGUUGGCAUCGAGGAGGAGGGUUGCCCAGACAGCUUAGCGGGUAUGGAGCCUGACAGGCUGACCUACUGUAAUAGAUCUAGCAGAGUCAAAGCAACCACUCCCUCUGUGGAAGAAGCCCUCCAGAUUAUUCACAGCCCAAGCAGGCCACCCGUGGAAGGUAUCAACAAUGGUUUCUUCUUACAUAGCCCGGACCUUGGCUCUGGCAUUGCUAGCUUGGAAGCAGUGUCCGAGUUAGACUCUAAAGGGAGCCUGACAGACACCACAGAGGUUGACACAGGUGUCCACAUUCAUACAGAAGACAUGCUGGAUGAGGAUUCCUCACUGAAAGACUGCUCUGUAAACAUGGACCUGGAUGUGGAUACACCCAGCCCUUGCCCAAGCAGUCAGAGCAAAUCCCCCUCCGCACUGAGGAUGACCAACUUUGCUGAGCAGAAGAUGAAAAAAGUAAUUCCAUCGGCAUCUGACUCAGGGCGGGAGAGCAGCAGCUCCCUAAAAACUACACCUGAAGGUUCAGAUUUAGGUCUGCCAUUAUCAGUUUCUUGGGCUCCAACACCUGAACACAGCCCCAUUCAUCAAAAAACCCCAACCGGUCCUAGUAAACCGUUACCUGUCCAUCUUCCCCGCAAUGACCCCGCUCAAGUCAUGGCAACAGAGAUGGUUCAUCUGAGGAUGCGAUUGGAGGAGAAAAGGAAAGCCAUUGAAGCGCAAAAGAAGAAGGUGGAGGCGGCUUUUACCAGGCACCGGCAAAAGAUGGGUCACUCUGCCUUCCUUAAUGUGGUGAAAAGAAAAGGGGACGGAGCAGCAAGCGGAGGUGAUGAAGGAGGCAAAGUUGAUGGUGAAGGCAAGACUGUGAGUCCCAUCCUGAGGCGUGGUCGAAGCAGUGCGGACACCCCUGACGGUGCGGAGCAAAGCAAUACGAGCUCCUGUUGGCCAAAGUCGCCUGGUGGCGCUGAGGAGGGCGGGCAAGGCCAUGCCCAGCUCACUGAGGCAGAUCUCACCGAGUAUACGCGAUCCAUUGAUAAACUCAACCAUUCUUUAGCCUUCCUCCAGACCGAGAUGCAGCGGCUGGCUCAGCAGCAGGAAGUCAUCAUGGCCAUGAGAGAGCAGCAACAUCAGGCUUGGGUCAUUCCUCCCUCUCACGCAAACCCCUCACCUCAAAAAUACAGCCGAGGCGGUGCUGUCACCCGAUCAUCAGGACCCUCUUCCCCGGCAGACUCCCCUCGGCCGGCCCACCGCUCUCCAACCAGCAUCAAGCGCAAAUCCGCUUCCUUCCAUUUUCGCAACCCUCGCACCGUUCGUCCCACUGAACUCAAGUUGGCCCCCUACAACCGCGUCCUCACCGCCCCUCAGUCUGUAGAUAGCAUCCCCAGGCUGCGACGAUUCUCCCCUAGUCCCACCACAGCCUUUGUUUACAUGGGGGAGAAGCCAGCAGCUUCCAGUUCUGAGUCAGCCAACAAGCAAACGGAUUCGCUCCCCUCCCCAGACAAGGAGCUUAGUAGUGCAUCUCCUAAAGAGGAGCAAACACAGGAAGGCUCAAAGACUCAAAACCAGGAGCUAGAAACUCCCGCCCACGGCAACACCAUUGAAGUGGAAACUGUAGGCGUAGUUAUUAACCCUGCACGGUCGUCACUCUCUGAAGUUCUGGCCCACCCAGUGGUUGAGACCUUCACGGUGGCCCCGACAGAGAUCCCCAUGCUGCCGGAAGUCAAGAGCAACUUAAUUGAGGUUUCUCUGUCGGUCGUGAAGCCGCUGGAAGACCUGCCACUUGAUGACAGCAUAGAGUUGGAGCUUGGAGGUGUGGAUGACGUGGAGGAUGAACAGAGGAUCUGUCGUGGCUUCUUCUUCAAGGAGGAUGGAAAGGCAGAGGACAACAUGGCUCAGAAGAGGGCGGCCCUGAUGGAGAAGAGGAUGAGGAGGGAGAAGGAAAGCCAGCAGAGGAAAAUGCAGCAGGAGGCAGAGCUAGAGCAAAAGAAGGAGGAGGCUCGGUUGAAAGCGGAGGAGGAGCGUAUCAGGAAGGAGGAAGACAAAGCAAGGAAGGAGUUCAUCAAGCAGGAAUAUCUCAGGCGGAAGCAGCUGAAGCUGAUGGAGGACAUGGACACCGUCAUCAAGGCUCGACCAGCAGGCAGCGCUAGACAGAGACGAGGUCGGCCCAAGUCAAGCCAUCGGGACAGCCUAGACUCCCCAAAAACUCCCGUCCGAGCUGCCACAGUUUCCAGCUUGUCCUUGGCAUCCCUCAACCUGGGGGACGGCGACAGUGUACACUCGGAGAAGAGAGCGCAAAGAAGUGCUAGUUUAGCCUCUGGCAGUCUCAUCUGCUUUCUGAGCUCUCCUAAACGGAGAAGGAGAAGGCCAGAUUCUGCAGAUGGCUUCCUGUCCCCGAGUCGUUCCAGUAGCAGGAAUGGAGAGAAGGACUGGGAAAAUGGAUCCACCACUUCUUCUGUUACGUCCAUCACGGAGUACACAGGACCCAAGCUCUACAAAGAGCCAAGUGCCAAAUCCAAUAAGCACAUUAUCCAGAACGCGCUAGCCCACUGCUGCCUCGCCGGCAAGGUCAAUGAGGGGCAGAAGAACAAGAUCCUGGAGGAAAUGGAGAAAUCGGAGGCCAACAACUUCCUGGUUUUGUUCCGAGACGGCGGCUGCCAGUUCCGCUCCUUGUACACCUACUGCCCUGAGACCGAGGAGAUCAACAAACUGGCGGGCAUCGGCCCGAAGAGCAUCGGGCGCAAGAUGAUCGACGGCCUCUACAAGUACAACUCGGACAAGAAGCAGUUCAGCCUGAUACCGGCCAAGACCAUGUCGGCCAGCGUGGACGCCGUCACCAUCCACUGCCACCUGUGGCAAACCAAGAAGCCGCCCACCCCGAAAAAAGUAGUGCCUGCCCCCCAGUCCUGAUGGCGCCUGGGCAUACCUCCAUGAUGAUUCCAACACCCGCAUUUUCCACUUCCUGCUCGAUGUACGCCACUGAUGAAGAAUGAUGUAAAUAUCUAAAACCAUGUCGGAGUCUAGUUUAUGAAGGAAUGUGUGAGUACUGUUUUUAUCUCCUAUGUGCCAAACGUCAAAAACGAGACCGUACGAAUGCGAGGACAUUUUACUCAACACCGAAUGUUUAUGAUUCAUGUACAGAUUCGUUUCCAUUUGCAAUUUUAGCGUGCGAGUGCCAUGAGGCGAUUGUAACUCGGCUGUUGUUGAUGAGUCGUCAUGUUUUGUAUAUUUAGGUACACAACUCUAAGGGCCAAAAAUGAUUGCAUACAGCUAGCGUUCGCCACACACUGCUUGUGUGUUCAACUCUACAAAGUCAAACGGUUUCAGCUUUUCAGGACCCUGUCUUUGGAGGAAUGUGGGCCGUCACUCCGGAUAAAGAAAACCUUUUUCUUUUCUUAGAUUAUUAUUUACAAACCCCAUUUCCAUAUGAAUUGGGAAAUUGUGUUAGAUGUAAAUAUAAACGGAAUACAAUGAUUUGCAAAUCCUUUUCAACCCAUAUUCAAUUGAAUGAACUACAAAGACAAGAUAUUUGAUGUUCAAACUCAUAAACUUUAUUUUUUUUUGCAAAUAAUAAUUAACUUGGAAUUUCAUGGCUGCAACACGUGCCAAAGGAGUUGGGAAAGGGCAUGUUCACCACUGUGUUACAUCACCUUUUAUUUUAACAACACUCAAUAAAUGUUUGGGAGCUGAGGAAACUAAGUGGAAUUCUUUCCCAUUCUUGUUUUAUGUAGAGCUUCAGUCGUUCAACAGUCCGGGGUCUCCGCUGUCUUAUUUUACGCUUCAUAAUGCGCCACACAUUUUCGAUGGAAGACAGGUCUGGACUGCAGGCAGACCGGGAAAGUACCUGCACUUUUUUUACGAAGCCACGCUGUUGUAACACGUGCUGAGUGUGGCUUGGCAUUGUCUUACUGAAAUAAGCAGGGGCGUCCAUGGAAAAAGACAGCGCUUAGAUGGCAGCAUAUGUUGUUCCAAAAACUGUAUGUACCUUUCAACAUUAAUGGUGCCUUCACAGAUGUGUAAGUUACCCAUGCCUUGGGCACUAGUGCACCCCCAUACCAUCACAGAUGCUGGCUUUUGAACAUUGCGUCGAUAACAGGCUGGAUGGUUCGUUUCCCCUUUGGUCCGGAUGGCACGAUGUCAAAUAUUUCCAAAAACAAUUUGAAAUGUGGACACGUCAGACCACAGAACACUUUUCCACUUUGCAUCACUCCAUCUUAGAUGAUCUCGGGCCCAGAGAAGCUGGCGGCGUUUCUGGAUGUUGUUGAUAAAUGGCUUUCGCUUUGCAUAGUAGAGACGAACAGAUGUAGCGACGAACUGUAUUUAGUGACAGUGGUUUUCUGAAGUGUUUCUGAGCCCAUGUGGUAUUAUCCUUUAGAGAUUGAUGUCGGUUUUUGACAGUGCCAUCCGAGGUCACGGUCAUUCAAUUUUGGUUUUCGGCCACGCCGCUUACGUGGAGUGAUUUCUCCAGAUUCUCUGAACCUUUUGAUGAUAUUAUGGACGGUAUAUGUUGAAAUCCCUAAAUUUCUUGCAAUUGCACUUUGAGAAACGUUGUUCUUAAACUGUUUGACUAUUUGCUCACGCAGUUGUGGACAAAGGGGUGUACCUCGCCCCAUCCUUUCUUGUGAAAGACUGAGCAUUUUUUGGGAAGCUGUUUUUAUACCCAAUCAUGGCACCCACCUGUUCCAAAUUAGCCUGCACACCUGUGUGAUGUUGCAAAUAAGUGUUUGAUGAGCAUUCCUCAACUUUAUCAGUAUUUAUUGCCACCUUUCCCAACUUCUUUGUCACGUGUUGCUGGCAUCAAAUUCUAAAGUUAAUGAUUAUUUGCACAAAAAAAACAUGUUUAUCAGUUUGAACAUCAAAUAUGUUGUAUUUUUUAGCAUAUUCAACUGAAUAUGGGUUGAAAAUGAUUUGCAAAUUAUUGUACUUUGUUUAUAUUUACCUCUAACACAAUUUCCCAACUCAUAUGGAAACAGGGUUUGUAUAUAAAUAAGAAAAAGUGACGGACAGUCCAAAAGAUUUGGUGAUUUUUUUUUUUUUGCACUUAAAAGUUCUGAAUGAUGUCCAGUGUAAAAUAGCCAAAGUGGGUUUGACAAAUAGAAUGCAAGAACCCGGUCUGUUUUGAAGGGGGUUAUUGCUCCGUAUUGAAGCCAUACGUGACUUGGUUUUGAUUUGAUAUUUGACAGGACCAACAUAGCUCAGCACAAAGGUUAGGCCAACUUUCUCAGAUAAUUGUGCAAGAUCCCUAUUGGUUUUUAGGUACCAUUGUAGGUUAGGUCCAAUAUAGAUAUAGUACAUGUUUGUUUGUUACUUAUUACAGGUCUAAAUGUACACCGGACUUUCUUAAAAAAUUCUAGUCUGGCUGUUUGUAUCAUAAUCGUAGUAAGAACUGGUUCUGUUUCAAACCGAUACAUACUUUUAUUUUGACUGAUAUUUGACACAAGAUGGCUAAUAUUGCUCAGCACAAAAAUGUUGCCGAAUUUCUGUGAUUCUGUCAUUUUGCAGACAAUAACUAAUGUGGCAAGAUCCCUAUUGGUUUUGAACUAAUUUUGCCAUUUCCAAUCACACUCUUACAAGUCAAAGAUUCCAAGAUACUCUUCUUAAAACGUUUAGGUCUGUUUCUUUGUAUCAGAAAAUUCCUCUAUUGGUUUUAAGGGGAUAAUUGUUCUGUUUUAAACCGAUACAUAAUUAGAUUUUGACUGAUAUUUGACACAAGAUGGCCAAUAUUGCUCAGCACAAAAAUGUUGCCGAAUUUCUGUGAUCAUUGUGCAAGUAUGGCAAGAUCCCUAUUGGUUUUGGACUAAAUUCAUCUAACAGCAAUCAAUGUGUUGAGGUUGUUAGCACUCCUACAGGUCAAAAUUCCAAGAGACAUUUAGGUCUUUGUAUCAAAGUAAGAACUAUAUUGGUUUUGAAGGGAUUCUUGUUCUGUUUCAAACCAAUUCAUACUUUGAUUUUGACUGACAUUUGACACAAAAGUUGAGCAAAUUUUCUGGUGUCAUUGUGCAGACAAUAACUAGCAUGGCAAGAUCCCUAUUGGUUUUGAACUAAUUUUGCCAUUUCCAAUCAAUGUGCUCAGGUUGUUAAAGAUUCCAAGAUACUCUUCUUAAAACGUUUAGGUCUGUUUCUUUGUAUCAGAAAAUUCCUCUAUUGGUUUCGAGGGGAUAAUUGUUCUGUUUCAAACCGAUACAUAAUUUGAAUUUGACUGAUAUUUGACACAAGAUGGCCAAUAUUGCUCAGCACAAAAAUGUUGCCGAUUUUCUGUGAUCAUUGUGCAAGUAUGGCAAGAUCCCUAUUGGUUUUGGACUAAAUUCAUCUAACAGCAAUCAAUGUGUUGAGGUUGUUAGCACUCCUACAGGUCAAAAUUCCAAGAGACAUUUAGGUCUUUGUAUCAAAGUAAGAACUAUAUUGGUUUUGAAGGGAUUCUUGUUAUGUUUCAAACCGAUACAUACUUUGAUUUUGACUGACAUUUGACACAAAAGUUGAGCAAAAUUUCUGGUGUCAUUGUGCAGACAAUAAGUAGCAUGGCAAGAUCCUUAUUGGUUUUGAACUAAUUUAAUCAUUUCCAAUCAAUGUGCUCACGUUGUUAGCACUCUUACAAGUCAAAGAUUCCCAGAUACUCUUCUUAAAACGUUUAGGUCUGUUUAUUUGUAUCAGAAAAUACCUCUAUUGGUUUUGAGGGGAUAAUUAUUCGGUUUCAAACCAAUACAUAAUUUGAUUUAAACUGAUAUGGCCAACAUAGUGUUAGUACAAAAAUGGUGCCCAAUUUCUGGGAUGACUGUGCAUAUAGUAAUAAGUAUCACGGCAAGAUUCCUAGUAGUUUUGAGCUGGUUUCAACUUGCAGCAAUCAGCGUGCUUGGGUCAAAGGUUGUUUUGUUGUUAGGGUAGGAUAGACUUUACUUUAAAUCCAAAAGUAAAACACAACAAAUAAAAGAGCAAUAAAUAUUACAAUAAUACUUUAACAGUCAUAUUUCUUUUUUUUUUCAAAAACCAUCUAGUUUUGCUGUUUGUAUCAAAGUAAGAACUCUAUUGGUUUUGAAGGGAUUAUUGUUCUGUAUCAGACCAAAACUCUUACUGAUAUUUGACACAAAAUAGCUCAGCAACUUUCUGGGACGAUGGCUCAGAUCAAGGCAAGAUUUCUAUUGGUUUUGAACUGUAUUCAGUACAUAUUAACCAAUCUAGUUUAGGUUAAAGAGAAAUACACUUUAUUACAUGAUUGUUGUUAGCCUUCUUACAGGUCAAACUUCAAGGAAUAUUUAUUUGACUCUUAUCAAAGUAAGAACUCUAUUGGUUUUGACUGGCUUGUUGUUUGAAACAAUAAUGUGUAUCAAAGUAAGAACUCUAUUGGUUUUGAAGGGAUUAUUGUUCUGUAUCAAACCAAAACUUACAGAUUUUAACUGAUAGUUGACACAAAAUAGAUAAGCAACUUUCUGGGACCAUGGCUCUGAUCAAGGCCAGAUUUCUAUUGGUUUUGAACUGUAUUCAAUAUAUAGCAACCAAUCUCGUUUAGGUCGAAGAGAAAUACACUGUAUUACAUGAUUGUUGUUAGCAUUCUUACAGGUCAAACUUCAAAGUAUAUUUAUUUGACUCUUAUCAAAGUAAGAACUCUAUUGGUUUUGACUGGCUUAUUGUUUCAAACAAUAAUGUGUAUCAAAGUAAGAACUAUAUUCGUUUUGAAGGGAUUACUGUUCUGUAUCAAACCAAAACUUACUGAUUUUUAACUGAUAGUUGACACAAAAUAGAUAAGCAACUUUCUGGAACAAUGGCUCUGAUCAAGGCCAGAUUUCUAUUGGUUUUGAACUGUAUUCAGUAUAUAGCAACCAAUCUAGUUUAGGUCAAAGAGAAAUACACUGUAUUACAUGAUUGUUGUUAGCAUUCUUACAGGUCAAACUUCAAGGAAUAUUUAUUUGACUCUUAUCAAAGUAAGAACUCUAUUGGUUUUGACUGGCUUGUUGUUUGAAACACUAAUGUGUAUCAAAGUAAGAACUCUAUUGGUUUUGAAGGGAUUAUUGUUCUGUAUCAAACCAAAACUUACUGAUUUUUAACUGAUAGUUGACACAAAAUAGAUAAGCAACUUUCUGGAACAAUGGCUCUGAUCAAGGCCAGAUUUCUAUUGGUUUUGGACUGUAUUCAGUAUAUAGCAACCAAUCUAGUUUAGGUCAAAGAGAAAUACACUGUAUUACAUGAUUGUUGUUAGUAUUCUUACAGGUCAAAAUUCAAGGCAUAUUUAUUUGACUCUUUCAAAGUAAGAACUCUAUUGGUUUUGACUGGCUUAUUGUUUCAAACACAUCAUUUUGACACAAAUUGGCCAAUACAGCACAGAGAUUCUGGGAUGAUUGCUAAUUUGUUCAAACCAAGGCUCGAUUUUUAAUGGUUUUGAAUUAUAUCAAGCUUUUAGCAACCAACGUAGUUUCGGUCCAAGAUAAAUAGUGUGCAAGUCAGCGUACUUUUGCACUUCUUCAUAUCCAAACUCACUGUUGAUUUAAAAGGUCUGCACGUGUCAAUAUUUUUCUUUUAAAAGUGUGUAACGGAGCAAGAACCCGCAUGAUCAAACUGCAUGUCAGAUCUACUUUAUUCAUUUUUAAUGUCUUCCUUGAAAUACAUUCUUUCACCCACUCUUUCAAAUUCAAGUGACGGAUUUGUGUGGUCUUAAAGCUGCCGUUUGGGAUAGUUUUGUACUUUUACUUUCAGUUUCGAACAAAUUGUACAAUCACAAAUGGUGGACUGCGAUCAGCACAGAGCGACACUUCUCUUGUGUCAGGAAGUUGUAGAUUAGUAUUUUUGUAAGAUUCAUAAGUUGUAAACUCACAUUUUCACUUAUUGGUAAAAAAUAGCUGCCAUCACUGGAGAGUGUUUUAGCUGCAACAUGUACAGAUUAGGAAUAUUUUGCUAGUUCUCUGUUUGAAUUGUAGGAAAAUCAUCAAAACCGCGUUUUAAGGCAAGUGGUGUUUUGCUACAUACGGGUAUACAACAAAUAAUCGUGAUCAAAUCUGCUGACUUGGUGCAUCAUUUUAAACCUGGGGGGAGAGGGGAGGGGGUAUUUAUGACUUUUGUUUCUAAUGUAUUCUAGUAUGUUGGUUAUUGACCACAGGAAGCCAAGGGAAUAUUUAACCUACAAGCUUGUUGUACAUAUCAGUGUUUAUGUGUGCUCAUGUGCUAUAAUGAUGACUUUUUGUUGUCGGAUAACGUGAUGUCUUUGAAAAAACAUGUAAUUUAUUUGUUUUUUGCUGCAUCAAAUAAACUCAGCAUGGCCUCCGAA
Nerophis ophidion (straightnose pipefish) is the source of this 11087-nucleotide messenger RNA. It is a transcript of the gene camsap2a, whose product is annotated as calmodulin regulated spectrin-associated protein family, member 2a. Gene Ontology annotation, cellular component: microtubule minus-end. The record is from RefSeq and is a predicted model, not a curated record. Lineage: Eukaryota; Metazoa; Chordata; Actinopteri; Syngnathiformes; Syngnathidae. Gene Ontology annotation, biological process: neuron projection development; cytoplasmic microtubule organization; negative regulation of microtubule depolymerization. Gene Ontology annotation, molecular function: microtubule minus-end binding; spectrin binding; calmodulin binding. The coding region runs from base 437 to 4744 and encodes 1435 amino acids. The transcript has 18 exons.